Megalops cyprinoides (Indo-Pacific tarpon) is the source of this 724-nucleotide messenger RNA. It is a transcript of the gene fabp7a, whose product is annotated as fatty acid binding protein 7, brain, a. The coding region runs from base 105 to 503 and encodes 132 amino acids. Lineage: Eukaryota; Metazoa; Chordata; Actinopteri; Elopiformes; Megalopidae. The record is from RefSeq and is a predicted model, not a curated record. Gene Ontology annotation, cellular component: nucleus; cytosol. The transcript is spliced from 4 exons. Gene Ontology annotation, molecular function: fatty acid binding. Gene Ontology annotation, biological process: fatty acid transport.
AUGGCGAGUGGACGUAUCCUACGGACUAUUUGUCAGCCACAAAUCAACUAUUUACCUCAUCCUCUGUUUCAUACAGAAAUUUGAAAACAAAAAAAAACAUCAACAUGGUCGAUGCAUUCUGUGCCACCUGGAAGUUGGUAGACAGCCAGAACUUUGAUGACUACAUGAGGGCGCUUGGGGUCGGCUUUGCAACAAGGCAAGUCGGCAAUGUUACGAAGCCCACCAUUGUUAUUAGUCAAGAAGGGGACAAGGUGACUGUGAAAACCCUCAGUACUUUCAAGAACACCGAAAUAUGUUUCAAACUGGGCGAAGAGUUUGAUGAAACUACCGCGGACGACAGAAACUGCAAAUCUACCGUCAGUUUGGACGGGGACAAACUGGUGCACGUGCAGAAGUGGGACGGCAAGGAAACCAAGUUCGUCCGGGAAAUCAAAGAUGGAAAAAUGAUCAUGCACCUGACCUUCGAGGACGUCCAGGCAGUACGCACCUAUGAAAAGGCAUGAAGGAUGCACUUUUGAACCGUUUCGGUCCUGUUUAUUGGACAUCAGACCGUAUUAAUUUCAUUCCCGCGUUGUCUUAUUACUGUGAACGUAGAGAUGCACUUCAUCAGCGUAAAUGUUGUUUUUGUAUUACAUGAGCUGGAUGUUUUUAUAAGAACUUUUAUAUGAAAUACAGAUUCUGUGAAGUGGUUAUAUAUUUGAGCCACCUAAAAAUGUUUCAUACU